Molecule: messenger RNA, 1374 nt
Organism: Prinia subflava (tawny-flanked prinia)
Lineage: Eukaryota; Metazoa; Chordata; Aves; Passeriformes; Cisticolidae
Gene: KHK
Product: ketohexokinase
Exons: 6
Coding region: 147-1265 (372 amino acids)
Biological process (GO): fructose metabolic process
Molecular function (GO): ketohexokinase activity
Source: RefSeq, a predicted model, not a curated record
AGUCUUUCCCUGUGCCUGGUGCGGAUCUGUCCCUGUCCCCGUCCCGGUGCCGGUUCCGGUCUCGGUCUCGGUCUCGGUCUCGUCCCUGUCCCGUUCUUGGUCCCUGCCCCGGUCCCUGCCGCUGUCCUGCACCGUGGCGGCCCGGGAUGGCGGCAGAGGCGGGCGGCGCGGCGGGGAAGCGGCGGAUCAUGUGCGUGGGGCUGGUGUGCCUGGACAUCAUCAGCGUCGUGGAGGCUUUCCCGGCCGAGGACUCCGACACCAGGUACCGGCGGCGGGGUUCCUCCGGUGCCCCCAAACCGACCCUGCGCCCACCGCAGCCUCUCGUCCCCCGCAGGUGCCUGUCGCAGCGGUGGCAGCGGGGCGGGAACGCCUCCAACUCCUGCACGGUGCUGUCGCUGCUGGGAGCCCCCUGCGCCUUCAUGGGCUCGCUGGCCCCCGGCCCCGCCGCUGACUUCAUCGCGGCGGAUUUCCAGCGGCGGGGAGUGGACACGGCGCACGUGGCGUGGCAGCCCCGCGGAGACGUGCCCUGCGCCGUGGCCAUCGUCAACGCCGCCAGCGGCUCCCGCACCAUCGUCCUGCACGACACCAACCUGCCCGACGUGACCGCCCGCCACUUCGAGCGGGUCGACCUUUCCCAGUACAAGUGGAUCCACUUCGAGGCCCGGAACGCGGCGGAGCAGGGCGCGAUGCUGGAGCGGGUGGAGCGGCACAACCGGGCGGCGGCGCCGGAGCGGCGGGUCCGGAUCUCGGUGGAGCUGGAGAAGCCGCGGGAGGAGCUGCUGCCGCUGAUGGGGCGGGGACAUGUGGUGUUCAUCAGCAAAGACCUGGCCCGGCACUUCGGGUACCAAUCGGCCCGCGAGGCCCUGCAGGGGCUGCGGGGCCGCAUCCAGACAGGGGCCACGCUGAUCUGCGCUUGGGCCGAGGAGGGGGCUGAUGCCAUGGGGCCCGACGGGGAGCUGGUGCACUCGGACGCCUUCCCCCCAGAGACCCUCGUGGACACACUGGGGGCUGGGGACACCUUCAACGCCGCCGUCAUCUUUGCGCUUGCAGAAGGUGGGGCACAAACGUGGCACGGCCACAGCACGGCCACGGUUCAGUUUGGUGUGGCCACGGCACGGCCACGUCUCAUCCUGGGCCCCACCCCCAGGGAGGACCCUGCAGGACGCCCUCACCUUCGGCUGCCGGAUCGCGGGCAGGAAAUGUGGGAUCCAGGGCUUCGAUGGCAUUGUCUGAGCUCGUGCCUGGAGACCUCUGCCCUAACCUGAGACCCUGACCCACAGGCACACCACGUCUCCACUGCACCCAGCAACCCCCAAUAAAACCCCACGUGCACCACUACGGCCCCUGUGUCCCCCGGGUGUGCCCCCCUUGCCC